AAAAAAAGAAUAGAAAUGGGAGUUUUUUUAGCUCCAAAAUGUAAUUUCAACAGCUUUCUCACAGAUUCAGACAAAAAUCCCAUAAUAAUUCCAACAGACUACUGCAGACCACUGAUCUUCAUCGCCUCUUCAUCUGAUCGCUACUCAUCACUACUACUUAUUAAACCAACCAAAUCUCCAAACCCCACACACUUUCUCUCACUACAAACCAAGAAGAAACUAAAAAUGGCAGAAGCAGAAGACGAAGCAAAACCCACGAGGCUAGUGAUCUGCGUCGGCGAUAUCCACGGCUACAUCACAAAGCUCCGAAAUUUAUGGACCAACCUCGAAACCGCCGUCGGCCCAUCUGAUUUCCGAUCGGCCCUCGUCGUUUUCUUGGGCGAUUACUGCGACCGUGGGCCCCGCACCGACGAAGUGAUCGACUUCUUGAUCUCUCUGCCCUCGAAGUACCCCGACCAAUCUCACGUGUUCCUCUGCGGCAACCAUGAUCUGGCGUUCGCCGCAUUCUUGGGGGUUCUACCAACACCAUCGGACGGCUCAGAUUUGUCCGACACGUGGAGGGAGUACGCGAUGAAUGAGGAGAGAGAAGGGUGGUAUAAGGGUUUGGGGUAUGAGGGUAUGCAUUUGCAGGGGAGGAGGUGGGCUGGUAGAAUGAGUGGAUUCAAUCAUGCCAAGAAUACCGAGUACAAGGGCUCGAUUUACGAUGCCGGUCCCACUUUCGAAGCCUAUGGGGUCCCACAUGGCUCUCCCGAUUUGAUGAAAGCAGUUCCUGAGGAGCACAAGAAAUUUCUCCGAGAUUUGGUUUGGGUACAUGAAGAGGAUGAUGUCAGCAUAGAAAUGAAAGAGGGAUUGCAAAAAUGUAAAAUGAUUGCUGUGCAUGCCGGUUUGGAGAAAGAUAAAGGGGUUGAAGAGCAACUGAAUUAUCUGAAAAACAAAGACACGAGGAUUUCUAAGGUCGAACCUCUCAGCGGAAGAAAAAACGUUUGGAACAUACCCGAGGAAUUGGCUAAAACUCCAACGAUUGUGGUGAGUGGUCACCAUGGAAAGGUACACGUCGGAGAGUUGAGAUUGAUAAUCGAUCGAGGCGGUGGCCUUGAGAGUAAUCCAGUGGCUGCAAUUGUUCUUCCAUCGAAGAAAAUGGUGCUUGAUACUGAUGAAUUUGCAACUUAGUUUAGAAAAUGUUUUCAAAGCCUAUUGUAACUUUUAGCUGAUGAAAUUCCCUUUUCGUUUAUUUUCUCUUGCGUAAGCCUGCGGUAAUGCAUUCUUCUAUUUCUUUAAAAUCAAUCAAGAGUCGAGUUUGACGCAGUUGU
This is a messenger RNA of Erythranthe guttata (spotted monkey flower), 1310 nucleotides long. RefSeq lists its product as hypothetical. Gene Ontology annotation, molecular function: hydrolase activity. The record is from RefSeq and is a predicted model, not a curated record. NCBI's taxonomy places the organism in Eukaryota, Viridiplantae, Streptophyta, Magnoliopsida, Lamiales, Phrymaceae.